CGCUCUCUCUCUGUCUCUCUGUCUCUCUCUCUCUCUCACACACACACACACACACACACACACACACACACACAGCAGGGUGUUCCAGCAAGAGGAAGCAUCUUCCCGGUGUUUUUGAUCUCCUCUGUCCGGGGGCUGUUACACCUUUACAUGAGGAUGCCCCGGAUUUGCGCGCGCUUCACCUGAUCAUCAGGAAAUGCCCUGGGCGACCCCACUGCCUCAGCGUUAACCUCCUGACCCCAGUCUGAGAAGGUCGCCGUAACAGUAACGUGUUUAAACAGUGUUCGGAUGCUGCUGGAGGUCAGGAGGAAGCAGCAGACACGAACACCGUCCAUGCUGUCUUCUCCCCGUGUCCUGAUGUCCAACAGUACGAGUGCCAUGACAGGAUAACGGAGGCGUGGUCAGGGGUGGGAGUAGCUCUAGAGGGGUGUGGUCACUGGGAGAGUGGGCGGAGCUCCUAAAGGCACAGUCUGAAAGCCGUAGAUGAUGACCAGCCUGUUCCGGCGCAGCGCCAGCAGUAAUGGCAGUCACGGCUCGAGAGCUCCUAGCAAUGGAGGAUCUGAGCUCAAUAACAGCAAGUCUUCUCGACAGCACGUCCGACGGCUAGAGUUCAACCAGGCCAUGGAUGACUUUAAGACCAUGUUUCCGAGCAUGGACCACGAGGUGAUCGAGUGUGUCCUGAGGGCCAACAAUGGUGCUGUGGACUCCACCAUCGACCAGCUCCUGCAGAUGAGUUUGGACGGACAAGGCACGGACGACAGCUCUGACUCGGAGGACAGCAUUCCCCCAGAGAUCUUAGAAAGGACGUUAGAGCCGGACAGCUCGGAUGAAGAACCCCCACCUGUUUACUCUCCACCCUCCUACGAGAUGCACAUCUAUGACAGGAAGCACCCGGCCGACGUGCCGACGUUCCCUCCUCCCAGGUUUGAUGCCAAUCCUCCGACCGGGCAUCGUCAAGUCGGAAGCUACAGGAACUGGAAUCCUCCGUUACUAGGCAACCUCCCUGAUGACUUCCUGCGGAUCUUGCCCCAGCAGCUCGACAGUCUGCAGCGUUCUCAGAGCAGCCUGUCCCAGCCUUCCUCGUCGUCAUCAUCCUCGUUGUCCUCUCUGACGCAGUACUCGGAGCAGGACAGGAAACUGAAGCAGUACCUGGAGGACGAGCGCAUCGCCCUUUUCCUGCAGAACGAGGAGUUCAUGAGGGAGCUGCAGCGCAACCGUGACUUCCUCAUAGCUCUGGAGAGAGGUGAUCACACUGCAUCAGGCUCUGAGGAAGCCUGUACUUCCAUCUCAGAUGAUGCCUUGUUCCGUGACAAACUCAAGCACAUGGGAAAAUCUACAAGGAAGAAGCUUUUUGAAAUCGCCAAAUCUUUCUCUGAGAAAACCCGUCGGAGGAAGACCAAAAAAAGGGCUCUCCUCAAACAUCACUCACUCGCCGCUGCAGCCUCCACUGCCAACCUUCUGGAGGAUGUAGAGGGACUUCCAGCAGAAGAUGGAGGCAAACUCAGGAGAUCCAGCGCUCAGGAAACGGACGAGUCGAACAAAGAAGUGGCGUCAUGACUUUUUCUCAUGUUCUGCUCCUGCUCUUCUCCUGAUGGUGGGACGAGCCUCACUUCGAUCCCACCCUUUUGACCUCCUGAUCGGCCUGCGGUGAGUCCGUGUGGGCUGCGGAGCUUCGUCCUCGCCGUGCGUCCUGGUCUGGAAGGCAUUUAGGUUCAGAACCUGGAAAUCUGGAAAAGUUUUUUUUUUCUUUUUUUUCUUAGGACUCGUUCAUUCAAAUCAUCACAUGUAUUUUCAUUAUCAGACCUAUUAAUAUGAUCUUAUCUGUAUGGAUGAUUUAUUUAUUUUUUAGACUAGAUUGAGGUCAAAUUUCAGAUUGAAUAUCAUGGUGGAGUUGGGGAUGUUCAGAGGGACUCAGGACUCCACACACAAGCACAAACUCCACCGUGUUCGACACAGCAUCUGUUUUCAGCCGCUUUCUGUCUGACAUCUUGUAGCUGUGUGUUUUAUCUCGACCACCUCCUCUACACCUCCUUCAUCGGAUCCCCAGUUCCAACUUACCGGUGAUGCGUAAAGCUGAAUGUUUUCCACUUGAAUCUUUCCAGAUGACCAGAGAUGCGUCACUGUGUCCAUCGCUGUCUGUCAUUCGUCUUUGCAUUGCACUUUACUGUGCAGGAUGCUGCCUGUUUGUACAGAUCACUGACUUUGAUCCAUUUUACUCUUUCUUACUUAAAUCCAAUUAAACUAAAUUCUAUUCAAUUCGAUUCAAUUCAAUUA
Tachysurus vachellii is the source of this 2274-nucleotide messenger RNA. It is a transcript of the gene cuedc1a, whose product is annotated as CUE domain containing 1a. Gene Ontology annotation, molecular function: ubiquitin binding. NCBI's taxonomy places the organism in Eukaryota, Metazoa, Chordata, Actinopteri, Siluriformes, Bagridae. The transcript is spliced from 11 exons. The coding region runs from base 484 to 1557 and encodes 357 amino acids. The record is from RefSeq and is a predicted model, not a curated record.